Messenger RNA from Ctenopharyngodon idella (grass carp), 2173 nucleotides. It is a transcript of the gene dhrs12, whose product is annotated as dehydrogenase/reductase (SDR family) member 12. Lineage: Eukaryota; Metazoa; Chordata; Actinopteri; Cypriniformes; Xenocyprididae. The coding region runs from base 90 to 1046 and encodes 318 amino acids. The record is from RefSeq and is a predicted model, not a curated record. The transcript is spliced from 10 exons.
GCCACAGGGGCGUGGCUCUGAUUACCAGCGUGCUCGUAUCUCGUAUGUUAUGACACCGCUUUCGAGUGGAAACGAGUAGAAUCGUACCGAUGUCUUUCUACCGAAACACAGUUUGGCUCCUGAAGGGUCUACAGGAAUAUACGAAGGGCGGUUAUGAAGCAGCAGAAAGGCGCUUCAGCGCGGCGGAUCUAGAGGUGAGUGUGAGCGGCCGCUCGUUCAUCAUCACCGGAGCGAACAGCGGCAUCGGUAAAGCCGCCGCCUGCGAAAUCGCAAAGAGAGGUGGGACAGUACAUCUGGUGUGCAGAAAUAAAGAUCGUGCGGAGGAUGCAAGAAAAGAGAUCGUGGAGCAAAGUAAAAAUGAGAAUGUCCAUAUUCACCUAGUUGACAUGUCCAACCCCAGGAAAGUGUGGGAGUUUGCCAAUGGAUUCUCUCGGAAACACAAUCUACAUGCUUUGAUCAAUAAUGCGGGUUGCAUGGUCAAUCAAAGAGAACUGACUGAGGAUGGUCUGGAGAAAAACUUUGCAACAAACACACUUGGGACUUAUAUACUGACGACAGCACUGAUUCCCACACUGAAGAAGUCAGAGAAUCCCAGAGUGAUCACCGUGUCAUCUGGUGGGAUGCUGGUUCAGAAGUUGAAUGUGGAGGACCUUCAGUUUGAGAGAGACUCUUUUGAUGGCACUAUGGCUUAUGCACAGAACAAGAGGCAACAGGUGAUCAUGACAGAGCAAUGGGCAGCUCAGCACAAAGAAAUCCACUUCUCAUCCAUGCACCCCGGCUGGGCAGACACCCCAGCGGUACGGUCAUCCAUGCCAGAUUUCUAUGAGAAAAUGAAGAAUAAGCUCCGUACUGAAGCUCAGGGCGCUGACACAGUGGUGUGGCUGGCCAUAUCGGAUGCUGCCAGCCGACAGCCCAGUGGCCUCUUCUUCCAAGACAGAAAAGCGGUUUCUACGCAUCUGCCGCUGGCCUUCUCCAGGUCUUCUCCAGCUGAAGAACAGAAGCUGAUGAGCAAGCUUGAGGAGCUCGCUGUGAAAUUCAAGUGUUAAUCGGUUGAGUUAAUGGCCAAAUCAUUCCUCACAGAGACUGUGAUAUUCAUUCUUAAUAAUGGUGAGAAUUGCAGAGAUGUGAGAAGCUUAUGAUUUCUAUACCACAAAGAUUAACCAAAGUGAGCUAAAAUGUAUAUUUGAAAUAUUUUAAACUUAUGGUCCAUUCUUCUGAACAAAUACACUCCUAAUUAUUUUUUAUUAUACUAGUUUGAGGCAAGCAACUAAUACACCCACUUCUGCUUUUGGAAUGGCACUUUUGAGUUUCCUGAUGUAAAAUGGCGUCUAUGGUUAACAUUAUUCAAAUGUUUUUCUACAUAUAUUGCACACAGUCAUACCUCAAACAUGAAAAACAUAAAUGUUAAAGAUGUUUUUGUAAAACUUUUACAAUAAGGUUCAUUAGUUAACAUGAACUAAUAAUGAACUGCACUUCUACAGCAUUUAUUAAUCUUUGUUAAUGUUAAUUUCAACAUUUACUAAUACAUUAUUAAAAUCUUGUUAACAUUAGUUAAUGCACUGUGAACUAACAUGAACAAACAAAGAACAAAUGUAUUUUCAUGAACUGACGUUAACGAAGAUUAGUAAAUACAGUAACAAAUGUAUUGCUCAUGGUUAGUUAAUACAUUAACUAAUGUUUAACUAAUGAACCUUAUUGUAAAGUGUUACAGAUGUUUUUUUUUUUGUUUUGUUUUUUAGAAAGGUACUAAAUGAGGAAUACAGCUACCGCAAGGUUUUGAGUUUGCAUGCUUGAUGAAUUGGACAACAUUGCAGACAUUGCAUCAGCAGAUUAUUUGAUUCAUAAAUCUAAAACUGCUGUUCCAUAAAACCCAUAAAAAAUGAGUAAUUUUCUAAUUAGCCUUGCGGGCUGGCCUAGAAACUGACAUCAAAAAAAUGAACAGCUGUCUGAGAACAUCAUAUACCACACUACCUAUAACCUGUACUCAUACUAUUAUGAAAAUAGAUGACUGUGGAACAAAUAAAAGUGAAGAUGAACAGGUGUGUUUUUCCCCUUAUACACACUUACAAAUGAGUUUACAAUUAACUAGCUAAUUAUUAACUAAAAAAUACUGUAUUUUUAUGUCAAUUUGUGGCUAUUGACAUGAUUUUUAAUAAAAGAUAAUAACAAUGAA